Funneliformis mosseae is the source of this 1089-nucleotide messenger RNA. Lineage: Eukaryota; Fungi; Glomeromycota; Glomeromycetes; Glomerales; Glomeraceae. The record is from the annotation of a GenBank genome assembly.
AUGACAUUAUCAGAGAAAUCGGGAAAACAAUGUUUGGAAAUCUUGGUAGCAGCGGAUGAACUUUUGAUGAAUGAAUUACAUGAUCUAAUGCAAAGUCAUUUACUUGAAAAACAUAGCUUAUGGUUACGUAAGAGUUUCGCAUUAGUUUAUCGUACAGCGGUUAGAUUGGAUGCCUCAAAAGAAUUACAAGAAUUUUGUAAAGGUAUUCUUUAUACGGAACCAGAUGUUUUAUUAAGGGCGGAAGAUUUUACCACACUAGAUCAAGAUACGUUGGCGAUAGUGCUAGAACAACGUAAUUUUCAAAUGAAAGAAAUACAAAUAUGGGAUCAUAUAAUUCAAUGGUGCAUGUCAAAGCAUCCAAAUGUUUGUAGUGACGUAACAAAAUGGACGACAAAUGAUUUUGUUGAAUUUGAAGAAACGCUUCGACAAUGGAUACAAUUUGUCAGAUUUUGUGAAAUCAAUUCAAAAGAAUUUUAUCAAAAGGUCAGACCAUUUAAAGCUUGCUUUUCACAAUCAUUAUAUGAAGAUUUAGAAUGUUUUUAUUACACGGGGGUACAAAAAGAAUCACUCACGUAUCUACCAAAUAACGCGAUUAGGUCAUCUCUCAUAAAUCAAGAACAAAUUUCAAUCAUAUCAAAUUGGAUUGAUGGAGGUCAAAAACAUGGUGAUUUAUGGUGCGUAGAGAAUUUAUGUGAGGAUGAACUAUGUUCUUCCGAAUCUAAAUCUUAUAGACAAGGGAUUUGUGAUGCUAUUAUAAAAAGUAUGAAGGGAAAUGUAUCUUCUAUUGAACAAGAGUGGGAUUCGACUUCAUUAUAUCUUGAGGCUUCAUUUUCUACAACAAGAAAUCCUUUUGGUUGGGGAACUGAUUUUACAAAUAAUCAUAAUAAAUCUUCUUCUUUAAUUGGUAACAUUAGCUAUGGUCCAACUAGAUUUAGUGUGGAUGAAUAUGAGGUGUUUUGUGUUAGUAAAACUGAUAUCGCUGAUGUGCCCAUUAAUUCUAAAAAAUUUAGACGUGGUAAAAAAAGGCUAACCCUUGUUGAGAAAUAUCACACUCCUAUGGAUAAGGAAGGGUGGUGGGAAUGUAAUUAA